ACUUAAAACAAGAGAAAUCGUCAAAAAAAAAAAAAAACAUAAAGCGCGAGUUUUUUUUUGUUUUGUCUUUUCUACGACGAGCUCUAAAGAUUAGAAGAAGUAGAAACGACGCUGUUCUUUUUUUUUUUUCUCUCCAAUAAUCCGGCGGUGAUCCUAAAAAAUGACGUCGGGGACAAGAACGCCGACAUGGAAAGAGAGAGAGAACAACAAACGGCGAGAGAGGAGAAGACGCGCGAUUGCGGCUAAGAUCUUCGCAGGGCUAAGGAUUCAUGGAAAUUUCAAGCUACCUAAACACUGCGACAACAACGAAGUCCUCAAAGCCUUAUGCAAUGAAGCUGGCUGGACUGUUGAAGACGACGGAACUACUUACCGCAAGGGAUGCAAACCAAUGGAUCGAAUGGAACUCAUGAAUGGUUCUACUUCAGCGAGUCCAUGUUCAUCGUAUCAACAUAGCCCUCGUGCUUCUUACAAUCCAAGCCCUUCAUCUUCAUCAUUCCCGAGUCCUACUAACCCAUUUGGUGAUGCUAACUCGCUAAUCCCCUGGCUCAAGAACCUCUCUUCAAACUCACCUUCCAAGCUUCCAUUCUUCCAUGGAAACUCGAUAAGCGCUCCUGUGACUCCGCCAUUGGCUCGAAGUCCUACUCGUGAUCAAGUAACCAUCCCUGACUCUGGAUGGCUCUCUGGAAUGCAAACUCCACAGAGCGGACCGUCUUCUCCUACGUUCAGCUUAGUUUCAAGAAACCCGUUUUUCGACAAAGAGGCUUUUAAAAUGGGGGAUUGUAACUCACCAAUGUGGACUCCAGGACAAAGUGGGAACUGCUCUCCUGCUAUUCCAGCUGGUGUUGAUCAGAACUCUGAUGUGCCAAUGGCUGAUGGAAUGGCGGCUGAGUUUGCCUUUGGUUGUAACGCAACCACUGUGAUUGGAAUGGUGAAGCCUUGGGAAGGUGAAAGGAUACAUGGAGAAUGUGUUUCGGAUGAUUUAGAACUUACACUUGGAAACUCAAGAACCAGAUGAUGAUUUCAGAGAACAAUUAAAUGUCGUUUAUUGUCAUCAUCAAUCAAACUCUCUUAUCAUAAUAGUUCUUUUUCAUCGUUUUAAUUGGUCUGUUUUUUUUUUUAAGUGUGAUGUUGAAAGGUGAUUGAGAGGAAAAAAAUAGAGAGAUAAGAAAGAAAAAGAAAAAAAAAAGGACAUUUUGAGCUCUGUUUUUUACUUUUUUUUUGGGUUGGCUUUUUGACUAAAGUUAUAGUUAGAAUCUAUUUUAUCACUGGAAGCUUUUUUUUUUUGUUUAAUUAUUAGUGGAGAUUCGAUUUGAGA
Molecule: messenger RNA, 1315 nt
Organism: Camelina sativa (false flax)
Lineage: Eukaryota; Viridiplantae; Streptophyta; Magnoliopsida; Brassicales; Brassicaceae
Product: BES1/BZR1 homolog protein 3
Biological process (GO): brassinosteroid mediated signaling pathway; DNA-templated transcription
Molecular function (GO): DNA-binding transcription factor activity
Source: RefSeq, a predicted model, not a curated record